Messenger RNA from Osmia bicornis bicornis, 2317 nucleotides. RefSeq lists its product as uncharacterized. NCBI's taxonomy places the organism in Eukaryota, Metazoa, Arthropoda, Insecta, Hymenoptera, Megachilidae. Bases 436 to 699 code for a protein of 87 amino acids. The record is from RefSeq and is a predicted model, not a curated record. The transcript is spliced from 2 exons.
CGUCGCGACAUCGCUCUUCGCGGGUGUUCAUUCGCGCGUCAGACGUGGUUGAGGUAGGACGCGCGCUGCUCGUGCUCCUUUCUUCGACACGCAUCGCCUCUGUACAAAUUCUUUUUCGUUCUUCCUACUUCACUGUGACAACGUGUACGUUUCACGUGCACGAUUGCCUGCUUCCGCUUCCGGUCUUCAUACCGGUUUCCGAGACGAGACUCGUGUGUGUUCAUCACCAUCUCUGCUUCACAUUCAAGGUAGAGAAACCUCAUCGUUGAACCAAAGAUUCUUGAAGAAGCAAGAAGUUAAAGAAGAAGAUACCUUGAAGAAUCCUUCUUACAAGAAACUUUCAAGCCAUUCUACUUUUCUGGAAGAGCCAAUAGCGAAGAAGAACCAACCCGUUCGAGGUAGAAAUUUGAAAAAAAAAGAAGAAAAAAAAAGAAAAUGACCCAUAUGCUGCUUCAGGAACCCGGAUGGAAGAUCGAACGCAAAGGAUCUGCACUCCUGUUGAGGAGGGACAGUUCUCAUCCAAAAACGACUCGCGUUUGUUUCCGUUGCGACGUGGAAGUUCGCGAAUUCGAGCGUGACGAGGAUUACAUGGUGGAGACGGAACCGGAAGCAGCUGCCAGCCCGCUGGCAAUGUGUGCCAGUUGUCUGGCAGCACUCUGCGUGACCGUGAUUCUACCUUGGUUGUUAAUCGGCGGUUAAAGCGCCACCCUAUGACUCGUCACGAUCUUGGGGGGGAUGUUGGGCGAUUGUUACGGAAAUCUUGCUACCGGAAGUCCGAAGAAUCGUCGGACAGUGUUCCUCGACGGGUGGACUGAGAGAUAAAGCUUUCGGAGGGUCAUUCUGGUCUGUUGACGGAUCAAACUUGACUCUGGGGAAAAAGAGGGAGAUCUAGACUUUAAUAUCUAAGGGUCGAAAUGGAUACACAGAGGUUCCUAAAUCGUAGCUUGGUACAACGAGUAUUAGCGACCUAAACAUCCAUCGAUUGGCAAGAAAGAGGAAGAAUACAUUUCUGGACCGAAGGAGAUGAAGAGAGAAGAGAAUUUUCGAGAGAACGAUUGCCUUCGUCUACGAAAAAAGAAAACGUUACGACCGUGUCUUUAUAUCUAUUCGCUGACCCGUGUAGUUUUCUUUGAAUCGUUUCGUUCGACGUAGAAAAUACAUGUCUCGAGACAAAAAGCUGCCUCUGUUAGACUUGCUCCGCGGGUUCGAGUAGAUUUCGUGAAAGUCGAGAGAAAACGUAACUCGUAUAUGUAUACGUGGCAGACUUUUCUGCCAGAACGAGAGACACAUCAAAGGGAGGAGACACUGGGUCUGUAUUUUGGCGUGCAUUAAACCUUGCUCGUUUCACGACAUCGACAAAUCCUCUGUCAGUUUCACGAAAUGGAGACGAAACUCUGCCAAACGAGGCCACUCGUCUCGCAUCGUUCUUUUGCAAAUAUCGAUACGCUGCAAGUCUGUGCAAUCAGUCGUGCAAUUCCAUUCGAUCAGUGAAAUGUAAUCCACGGUAACGAGAUCGAUCCGGCAGCUUCCCGUUCGCGUUCUUUCCUACAAUUAAGCCAUUUUCGUAACGCGCUGAGAAAAGUUGAUUUUAAAAUGCGAAAUCAGCAGACGCGGGGAAGUUCCACGUCGUGGAAAUCGACGAAUCGACGAACUUUCGAAGAGUUUCGAAGACUGCCGACAACGUUACACUUCGUUGCUACUUUUGUCGAAAGGGAAAUAAAGAACGAGAUUAUUGGAAGAAAUGUUCAGAUUUUAAAGGUAAACAUUUGAUACGAUGAGAAUCUGAUUAUAAUAAAAUUGAAUUUGUCCAGGUAUUUUUUUUUAAAUAUCUGAAUAUACAAUAGAUGAAAUGAAAAAAUUGGCACGCCCAGUCUCAUUACAGUAAUUGUAAUUAAGAAUUAAAAUGUUAUUAUAGUAUAUACUCUACAUAAAAUAGAACGUAUAACAAAUAAAACUACAAUAUGAUAACUGCUUGUAAAGUAAACCAAGGUGUGCCAAUACUACGUAUUCUGAUUUCACUGUAUUUCAAUUAACUAUACAAAUUUCCCAACGAAUUUAGUAUCUCGUGAAAAGGUCUUCGAUAAAUCAUCGGUGUGUACUCGUGCGGGAAUUUUGCCAGGCAGAAAUAGAGAGUGAAAGAGGUCUAAAUAUAAAUUCAAUGAUUGAUCGUAUGUAUGUAAAGACGGGUAUAUUCGAAGCGUAUAAAGGUACAAACGUCUGUGGGAUAACGUGUAAACCUCUAUUGAACGAACCCAAUCGAUCAUUGUAAAAUACUAUUUGUUUAUGUUUCUAAUAAAACCCCAAACAAGCUAUGAAA